AUGGCGAGCGAGCGAGCGCGCGAGGAGGGCGAAAAACCGCGAUACGGCCUGGGCGAGGGGCCGUACGCGCUGAACGAGGACGACACGGCGAAAGACCCGGUGGCGUUUCGAGAGGCGCUGCUCGAGGACCAGGAAAAGCUGAAGGACAUCGAGCGCGACGAGGCGCUGGCGAAGGCGCUCCUGGGCGAGGACACGGGCGCGAUGCAGGAGGCGUUGAAAAAGCUGGUGGCGAUCGCGCGACACCAAGCCGAGCAAGACUCGAAUUACGACAUGAACUCGAGCGACAUCAUGCGCGCGCGGUGCACGGUGCCGAGAGACCCGACGGUGCUGUAUCAAGGCAUGCUCAAGGCUGGAUUGCAAUACGGGCCGUCGUUCAGGUUACUGAGCCAGGUUUGGGUUCCCGAGGCGUUGGAUCGAGAGCAACGCGAAGGCGGCGGCGCGUCGUGA
Molecule: messenger RNA, 447 nt
Organism: Ostreococcus lucimarinus CCE9901
Lineage: Eukaryota; Viridiplantae; Chlorophyta; Mamiellophyceae; Mamiellales; Bathycoccaceae
Exons: 2
Coding region: 1-447 (148 amino acids)
Source: RefSeq, a predicted model, not a curated record